Molecule: messenger RNA, 681 nt
Organism: Dracunculus medinensis (Guinea worm)
Lineage: Eukaryota; Metazoa; Nematoda; Chromadorea; Rhabditida; Dracunculidae
Source: the annotation of a GenBank genome assembly
AUGCAAUAUUAUAAAGCAACCUAUUUUAUUUUAUUUCUUCUAGUAAAUGGAGAAGUAUUUGAUUUAGAAGAUGGCACAACAAGUCUUUAUGCAAUUAAAUACUUUAUGCUAAUGAAGGAUGGUCCGAUUGGGCGACAAGCAUCUCGAAUUAAUCAGACCUCGUACAAUGAAUAUUACCAAAAGGUUUCGAGAAAUGAAGCCAGCAAUGCUUUAAGAGAACAUAUUGCUUUUGCUUCAGCAUCAGGAGAUUCGUGUAAAUUCAAUGAAAUUACCAUACCGAAUUGCUUGCAUUUCGAAAUUCCACCGAACACCAAAAUCUCCACUGCAUCGCUAAUUAUCGUCUUUAUCGAAGAGCUUGUCGAUGAAUAUCUACUGAUAAGGCUAAUCGACCCAUUUAAAAGAUUUGAUUUUAUAGUGGAACCAGAAGGAUUUUUAGCGAAUUAUUGUGUAGGUGAAUGUAUUCAUUUCGAAGGCGACAAUCCUGAAUACAAGUCGCUUAGCGAUAGAUUUACGAUGAAACUAUGUUGCGUGCCGGUUAAAUAUGAAUCUAUCGAUGUUCUAUAUAUGCUUGCAAGUAAAGAACUAAAAAGAAAACAAAUACCAAAUCUAAGGGUUGCUGAAUGUGGCUGCUUGCCCCUAUCGUCUGCAUUUUCGGCCUCAAAUUUGACAACAAUAAUUUGA